Molecule: messenger RNA, 3366 nt
Organism: Ruditapes philippinarum (Manila clam)
Lineage: Eukaryota; Metazoa; Mollusca; Bivalvia; Venerida; Veneridae
Product: protein farnesyltransferase/geranylgeranyltransferase type-1 subunit alpha-like
Exons: 7
Coding region: 31-1026 (331 amino acids)
Biological process (GO): protein geranylgeranylation; protein farnesylation
Cellular component (GO): CAAX-protein geranylgeranyltransferase complex; protein farnesyltransferase complex; cytoplasm
Molecular function (GO): CAAX-protein geranylgeranyltransferase activity; protein farnesyltransferase activity
Source: RefSeq, a predicted model, not a curated record
ACUUAACUUCACUCCUUUCGAGCGACAAAAAUGUCGGAUUCCAGUUCAGACGAAAGUAGUCAGGAAAGUUGGACUCCGUAUUCGGAGCGAGACGAGUGGAACGACAUCGCUCCUGUGUCUCAGGAUGAUGGGCCACACCCUGUGGUACAGAUAGCUUACUCUGACAAGUUUCGUGAUGUGUAUGACUACUUCAGAGCUGUUGUUGACAGAAAUGAAAUCAGUGAGCGAGCCCUCAACCUCACUAAGGAUGCUGCAUCUCUCAAUCCAGCAAACUACACAGUCUGGCAUUUUAGACGUGUGCUGUUAAAAGGCCUAAAUAAAGAUCUGAAAGAGGAGUUACAGUACAUCACACGUGUGAUCAACUCACAUCCAAAAAACUAUCAAGUCUGGCACCACAGACGUGUUAUUGUGGAAUGGUUGCAGGAACCGUCACAAGAGCUUGACUUCACUGGUAAGAUCUUACAGGGAGACGCCAAAAACUACCAUGCUUGGCAACACCGUCAGUGGGUUAUUCGGGAGUUUGACCUCUGGGAUAACGAGCUGGAGUACGUAGAGAAACUGCUAAGGGAGGACUUGAGGAACAAUUCGGCAUGGAACCAACGUUAUUUUGUCAUCAACAAUACAUCGCAGUUCACUGAUGAAAUUAUUGACAGGGAGAUUAGAUUUACCCAGGACUACAUCCGAAAAGCACCAAACAAUGAAAGUGCAUGGAAUUAUUUAAAAGGCGUACUAAUGGACCGUCAGUUACAGAAAUACCCGUCCGUUUUGGAGUUCUGUAAACAGUUGUAUAAUGAUCGGUAUCGUUCUCCGUAUCUAAUUGCGUACAUGAUCGACACAUACGAAGAGAUGUUAGAACAAGGCUGUAAAGAUCAAACCGAAACUCUGAAGAAAGCCGAGGAGUUGUGUAAUUGUCUUGCGGAUGAAUACGAUCAAAUUCGAAGUGAAUAUUGGAACUAUGUGUCGAGAUCAUUGAGUAUGAAAUACGGUUCAGACAUUCAAAAUGUUCAGGAGGCAGGGGACUCAUAAUGUUGAUCGUUCUGUCACCCCUUGAAAGUGAAAAUGGUUCAAUCUAGAUGGAAUAGCAGGACAGUCCAUUAUGACUUCUAGGUGAUGAGUGGGAGCCAACUGCUCAAAAAUUUUACCAGUAAAAGAAUGGGACAUUCCAAUAUCCAAAAAUUUUACCUGUAACAUAAUGGAACAUUCCAGUGCUGACAAAUCUUACCUGCAACUAAAUGGAACAUUCCAAAAAGUAUAGCAUUCAAUUCUGUGGCCUUUUCUUUAUUGAUAAGAAGUAAAAAGAUGAAAUUUAAUACUCAUAAAUAGAAAGAAAAGAUGUCAAGAUGUAAGGCCCAUGAACAAAAGCAACAAACUUAAAAAAUAAAAAAAAGUUGUGUAGAUUGAAGGUGUAAGUAAGGUGCUAUUCCGAUGUAUGUUCAGAGAUAAGGAAAGGAAACAUAAUUUCGAAUUGCAGUCCGAGUGUGGGGUGACAGUCAAUUGCUCAUUUUUUUCUCAUAUUUAUAUUUUGUUUUUUUUAUAUUACAGGAUAUACGUAAAAUCAGACAUUUUUUUUCAUGAGUUUUAAUAUCAAUUUGUUUUAUGUUAGCUAUUGUUGAAAUUUCGUGGAAAGGCUUGUGGAUAAUUGUUAUAAUAUAACGUCUUUUUUUUCCGCAGUGGAUGAACAAAAUCACUAUACAAUGUCCUACAAGCCUACCAUAUACAAUUAAACUGUACACUGCCUUAUGAUUAUAAGAACCUUCUACUUCUAAACACAGUACCUUUCUUGGGAGCCUAUGAAUUUAAACUUGGACCUCUCUUGUGACAACAGGAAGUAGAUGUAUUAAUAGACUGUGCUUACAGCAGUAAUGCCGUGUUAAACUUAACACUGCUGGAGUCUAUCUGUUCACGAUUCUUACAGUAGUUACAAAUUACACAAUAUUUUAGUCCACAGUAGCUUGCAAUUACCAGUACAGUCCAUGAAUAUGCUCAAUCAAACCGAGCCUGCGACAUUUUCAAUUUUGACGUGUUGGGCUUUCUUUAGGGAUUCUGUUUUUCUCUAUUUUAAAGUAAUAAAGUCUUAUAGUACUAUAGUCUUACAUGCUAAUAUCUAAAAUUCUGAACUUAUACAGUAGUUUAAUUACACAGUACUUGUUUAACAGUAGAGGUCUUACAGUACUAGAGUUAUAACAGUACUGGAAGGCUAUAGUACUAACCUCUCACAGAUUCAAGUCUGGACUGUUUCAGUAGUUUACUUUACAGUACUGCACACUUACACCAAUAGUCUAAAGUAAUGAGUCAAAGGUUAGGAAAAUUUUUUCUAAGCUUAAACUUGUAUCUUGGGUAUUUGAUUGGUCAGAAAUAUACACAGAAUAUGCAUUGAUCAAUGAAAUUCCAGAGGUCUGAGACAGAUCUCGGACAAAAGUUUUAUAAACUCGAGGCCUGGGCUCCUACAGUACUUUCAGUAACAGUCUCUUGGUACUGGGCUUAUACUCAACUGUAGUGUAUAGUAUUGAAGUCUUACUGCUGUUUUCAACAGUGAGUUGUUAUUGAUAUAGCUAAAUGCUAGAUAUAAUAAUUGUACUUUACUCACUAGAAAAAUGUCUGAUUUUAUGGAAUAAUUUACCUUAUAACAGCAUUGUAACUCACAAUGUGCGUGGAUUCAUAAUCAUGUUUUCACCAGUUUAGUAUUGUACACUUUGAUAAUGAGAUUGCAUUUGUAAAACUUUAUUAUCCCCUCGUACUAUAAUGAUAUAUAAGAUUGUAUUUGUAAAACCUUUCUUAACCCUAGUGCUAUGAAGUUAUGUUUUAGAUAACGGCAAGAAAAAAAUCCUCUCAAAGUUAUAUGUGUAUUGUGCACUGUUGACAAUUUUUUGUUUUGAAGUUGAUUUUUCUACAAUGUCUAAUUAUAUGUGUAUAUGUAUGGCUAGAUUCUACUAUCACGAAGAAAAAUAUGAAAUUUUCUUUUUUUGUCUUUCAUUAUUUGCUCAAUUAUGUCAUAGGUUUUUUUUUGCAAUAUUUGGCUGGUAUAGGACAUUCUGGGCAAAAUAAAACAAACAUUUUUUUUUCUGUUCCAGAGGUAUAUAAUGUUGAAAAAUAUUUUGCUUUUAGUUUUAAGCACGAUGUUUUAAGCAUGAAAUGAUAAUUUUUGGAAAUUGGGUACAUGAAGGGUACAAAUAUUUAAAGCUUUGAAAAAUGAUUGUUCUCUCUUUAUUAAUUUUAAAAAAAUGAUUGUUCUCUCUUUAUUAAUUUUACUUAUUUUGUGUUGCCAUUAAUUGAAAUUUCAUUGCAAUUGGGUUAAUGCAUAGAAAUUAAAUUUUUUGAAUUUGAUUUGUAAAUUUUGCUUCAGGUUAGAUUCAGUAAGGAUUUUUU